Juglans regia (Persian walnut) is the source of this 4251-nucleotide messenger RNA. RefSeq names its product putative disease resistance RPP13-like protein 1. Gene Ontology annotation, molecular function: ADP binding. The record is from RefSeq and is a predicted model, not a curated record. NCBI's taxonomy places the organism in Eukaryota, Viridiplantae, Streptophyta, Magnoliopsida, Fagales, Juglandaceae. The transcript has a single exon. Gene Ontology annotation, biological process: defense response to other organism. The coding region runs from base 1 to 4251 and encodes 1416 amino acids.
AUGGUACUAGUGCUAGAGAUGCUUCUUGCUGCAUCCAUUCAAGUACUGCUUGAGAGGUUAUCCUCUCCCCAGUUUCUGAACUUCGUUUGCCGAAGGAGAAAUCAGAAACGGUUGGCCGAGCUUUCAACAAUUAAGAUGUUGCUUGAAGAUGCGAAUGAGAAGCAACACACUGAGCGGGAUGUGAAAACAUGGCUUGAUGAUCUCAAAGACUUGGUCUACGAUGUGGAAGAUAUUCUGGAUGAGCUAGCCAUCAAAGCUUCGAAGCGCAAGUUGAUUGGUGAAAGUCAGGCCGCUAGCACUAGUAAGGUACUGAAUCGCAUCCCUGCCUUAUUAACCGGCUUGACUCCUCUAGCUAGUGCUAUUAAGAUGAAGAUUAGGAUGAGAGCAAGGAUAACAGAACUCACAACUCGAUUUGAUGAACUUAUGACAAGAAAAGAUAAUCUGAACUUGAAUCAAAAUUCUGAUGGCCGGAGUCCAAACAUAAUAGAAGAGAUCAUACAACCCUCCAUUUCUAUGAUGAACACAGACAGAGAUCAAAUGCAUGGUAGGGAUAGGGAAAGAGAUUUUAUCCAACAAUUAUUGCUCAGUGAAACACGUGGUGAUGCUGCUUUAACUAAAGUAAAUGUAAUUCCUAUACAUGGUAUGGCGGGUAUAGGAAAGACAACUCUUGCAAAGUUUGUAUACAAUAAUCAAGAAGUGCAAAGCUAUUUUUAUCCGAAAGCAUGGGUUUGUGUUUCUGCUUAUGAUGGAGAUUUUGAUGUUGCGACGAUUACAAGAGCAAUAUUACACUCUAUGACACCUGAAAUUAACUAUCACUCCAUGGAUUUAAAUCCGUUGCAACGCAAACUAGAGGAGCUAAUAAAUGGGAAGAGGUUUCUAAUCGUUCUGGAUGAUGUUCGGAAUGAGAACUACCGUAAGUGGACUACCCUACGUGCUCCUUUUGACGCAGGGGCUUCCGGAAGCAGCAUUAUCAUCACAACUCGCCAUCAAGAUGUCAUGUCACUGAUGUCUACGGUUGAAGUUCCACCUUGCAUGUUGGGAUUAUUGCCAGAUAAAGAUUGUUUGUCUAUACUGGCCAAACAUGCAUUGGAUACAAGAGACUUUUGUGCACAUCAGCAUCUUAAAUAUGAUGCCGAGGAAAUUGUUAGAAAGUGUGAGGGCCUGCCUCUAGCGGUAGAAACAGUCGGAAGCCUCUUGCGUGUUAACAAUGAGUACUGGAAAAUAGUUUCAAACAGCAAGAUGUGGGAUAUAUUGAAGAACAAAAAGGAAAUUGUUCCGGCUCUUAUGUUGAGCUAUAACAAUCUACCUCCAGAUUUAAAGAGGUGCUUUGCGUAUUGUUCUAUAUUCCCAAAGGGUUAUGAAUUUGACGAGAAGCAGAUGGUUCUAUUAUGGAUGGCAGAAGGUUUGAUUCAACCAGGACAACAGAAAAUUGAAAUGGAAGAUUUGGGUAAGGUGCAUUUUCGCAAUCUGUUGUCAAGAUCAUUUUUUCAACAAUCGCGCCAGCAUAAAUCAAGAUUUCUAAUGCAUGGGCUCAUCAAGAAGUUGGCUAAAUCGGUUGCUGGAGAUACGUGUUAUAGAAUGAAGCUGGAUAGAGUUAAAGAUAGAGAGCAAGGGAAUAUUUUUGAAAAGACCCGUCACUCAUCUUAUUUGGCAGGAAACUACGAUGGAAGUGAAAAGUUUGAGGUCUUUUCUAAACUUAGAUGUUUACGUACCUUCUUACCUCUGAGGUCGCCAUCUCUUGGCGAUUGUUAUUUGGCGCCUAAUGUUCCUCUUCAAUUGAUUAAAAGAUUACGAUGCCUAAGGGUUUUCUGCUUGAGGGGGUACCGCAUAACCGAGCUAUCCGAUUCAAUCAGUAAUUUAAAGCAUCUACGGUAUCUUGAUCUUUCCGAAACUUUGAUCAGAAGCAUGCCAGAAUCAAUAACUACUCUCUACAACUUACAAACUUUGUUGUUGGAGAAUUGUUUCCAUUUAAAUAAAUUACCUUCAACGUUAGGGAACCUUGUCAACCUUCGCCACCUCAAUAUUCAAGGAGCGAUUCAUUUGGAAGGAAUUCCUAUGCAAAUAGGUAAACUAACGUGUCUCCGGUCACUAUCUAAUAUGGUUGUUGGUAAAGACAGUACUUGCUCUGGGAUAAAAGAGUUAGGGUCUUUGCCACAUCUUCGAGAGACACUGUGCAUUUCAGGAUUGGAGAACGUGACUGAACCCAAGGAGGCAAAGGACGCUGCUUUAAGCAACAAGCCCGAAAUUACAGGGCUGUCGUUGGAGUGGAAUGAAGAUAUUGAUGAGGAGACAGAUAGAGCAAGUGAGUUAGAAGUACUUCAAAACCUAGAGCCUCACGAGAGCUUGAAAGACCUCACUAUUAGAUGCUAUGGUGGUAGAGAUUUUCCGACUUGGUUAAGACGUCCAUCAUUUCUUAAUAUGGAGCUCUUGAAGAUUGAAAAUUGUGAAAAGUGUACAUCGUUGCCGGCAAUUGGGCAACUAUCAUCUCUCAAAUUCCUUUCCAUCGGAGGCAUGGCUAAUGUGAAGAAUAUUGGUCCUGAGUUUUGUGGGAAUGAUAUCUCUCAACCGUUUAGGUCCUUGGAGACUCUGCACUUCCAUGGUAUGAAGGAGUGGGAGAACUGGAGUCCCUGCGAAGAAUUCCCAAAAUUACGUGAGCUUUCCCUUAGACGUUGUCCCAAGCUAAACGGAAAUUUACCAAACCAACUCCCUUCACUGAAAAAAGUUAAGAUAUAUGGUUGUGGGCAGUUACGGAUCUCAGUUCCAAACAUUCCGGAUGCCUAUGAAAUAGAAGUGGCCGGAUCAAAAGGAGUUGUGCAUAGAAGUGCGGUUGACUUCAGCUCAUUAGAAAUCCGGUCUCUUUCUAAAAUCUCAAUGUUCACAUCUGAAAUAGUAGGGUUUGAUAAGCAAUGGAUGACACAUGCAAAAGAUUUAACUAUUUCUACAUGUGAGGCCGAGUCGACACAUUUGUGGUCAGAUGAUUGCGAAUCACUGCCGGAUCUCUCAUGUCUUGAUCUAUUGUGCAUUGAGAGUUGUCCUAAACUUGUUUCUUUGGUCGUCGGGAGAAAAGAAGAACUGCUCCAACAGGAUAUGCCAUGCCCGCCCACACAAAUCGAGAUCAAGAAUUGCAUAGCCCUGAAAUCCUUGCCAGAGUCAUUGAUGUACAACAACACUCGUCUUAAGUUGAUUCGAAUUGUGAAAUGUGAUUUGCUAAAGCAUAUUGCAAGACGCCAGCUACCUCCAACUCUGGAGCGGAUAGAGGUAAGUGAAUGCAAGGAACUGGAGUAUUUGCUGGACGAUAUUGCUGAUAGCAGCAGUUGCAGCAACACCACAUCUCAUCUUCAGUACUUGAAAAUUCAGCGCUGUCCAUCUCUCAAAUCCUUGACAAGCAGCGGAGAAUUACCUGCAUCACUCAAACACCUCGAUUUGUUGAAGUGUGCACAGCUAAACUCAAUAGCGGACAGGUUACAUCAUAACUCGUGUCUUGAAUGCAUUGUCAUUGUAUGUUGUGAAAGUCUUGAAUACUUACCCAGAGACAUACACACUCUCAGCACUCUUCGUGAAAUUGAUACUACGGAUUGUCCGAGUCUUAGUUUCUCCUUGAGCGAAGAGUGGCUCCCUGCCAACCUGAGAGUGCUUCAUAUAUCUGGCUGUAAGAAAAUGGCACUACCCAAAGGCAUACACAACCAUACUUCACUUCAAAGUUUGACACUACACCGUUGUCCAGACGAUCCAGACGAUGUAUCCUUUCCGGAAGAAGGUUUUCCCACCAACCUAAAAUUACUUUCUAUAUCUCAUCCCAAAAUGAUUGAUGCCUUGUUGGAACGGGGGUUGAACAAACUUACCUCUCUUGAUAACCUUGAAAUUAGUGAAUGUCCACAUCUGGUGUCCUUUCCAGAUCAGAUGAAGUUGCCUAAAUCUCUAACAAGUCUCACCAUCUCACACUUCCCGAAUCUGCGAAACCUAUCUUGUGCGGGCCUUCAAAACCUCACAUCUCUUAAUGAACUGAUUAUCAUUGAGUGCGGAAAGUUCACGUCCUUUCCAAAGGAUGGCCUACCUCCCUCACUCUCGAAACUUUGUAUUAUUAAGUGCGAAAAGCUCCUGUCCUUUCCAAAGAAACGCCUGCCGGCCUCACUGUUGCAACUUCAUAUAUAUCAAUGUCCUCUAUUAGAAAAACACUGUGAGAAAGAUGGAGGAGAGGAGUGGUGGAAGAUAUCUCACGUCCCUUGCGUCAGAUUCAACACAUAUCAUUGA